This is a messenger RNA of Cuscuta campestris, 1180 nucleotides long. The record is from the annotation of a GenBank genome assembly. Lineage: Eukaryota; Viridiplantae; Streptophyta; Magnoliopsida; Solanales; Convolvulaceae.
CUCAACCGGGACCAUCGGGUACCAAACAAAGUGCAUGCCGGAAGAGCCACAAAGUGAAAGGCACGAUGACAGAGGCGGCACGAUCAGUCCAAAAGUGGACGCUGGAGGAAGAGUGUUUGUUGUCGGCUUGGGUUGAUGUCUUCGAGAAUCCUAUCGUUGGUUCAGAGCAAACGAAUGAUGCGAUAUGGGAUCGUAUCGAGGAGAAGUUCUUCACGGCGAUGAACAAGGACGGCUCCUACCGUACCCGGGACCAACUCACUUCCAAAUGGAGCCACAUCAACCGUAAAGUCCAAAAGUUUAUUGGAGUUUACGAGGAAUGCGCCCGGUCCCGGAGGAGUGGGACGAACGACGGCGAUGUUCUCCGGCUUGCCACGGCUCGGUAUCAAGAUGACGGGCACCAAGGCAAGGUGUCCAUCGAUCUUUGGAGGAUCUUGAGCCGUUCACCGAAGUGGCAACAACUCAACAAUUCCGGCGGCGGAUCGUCAAAGAAAAGAUCCUCCGUCAACGCCGAGGUUGAGGUCAAUGACACUAUCGGUUCAUCCGAACAAAGGCCUCCCUUCAACGAUGCGUAUUCCGAUGACGAGGAUCUCAUUCCACGGCCGAUCGGAAGAAAGAAGGCAAUAUCCAUUGCCUCGGGUUCUGGAGGGUUCAGCUCUGUUUUCAUUUCUUCUCGCGAUGAAAUCGGUCGAGCAAUGGUUGAACAACUUCGAGUGUUCAAUAUUCGAGAAGAAGAGAGGAUGAAGCGAAAGGAAGAGAAGGACGAGAUCGAAAUCAUGAAAACCGACCUUUCUACGUUAUCGACCUUCAAACUGACGCGUCAGCCGUCUACAAUGGACGAUGUUGCUGACUUGCUUCCACUUGGGCAUGCCGCUCGCCUCGCCCCAAGCCCGGUUCCCGGCCCACACUGCGGUGCCGAUCCAUCCUCCGUUGCAUGCAAUGGCGUGCGCCGCUCGCCCUGCCCGUAACAGCGGAGCGGCGUCCUCCCUCGCCAGCAACUCCUUAUUUUGUUUUAUAUUUUGGUCCAUGUGGCCUAGAUUUACAUUUCCUAACUCAUUGAAUGGCCAAAUCUAUUCCCUCAAAGUUACGAAUCGUACAAGUUACCACUUGCCGCGUGAACGACUCUUGCAGUAGCAGUGCCAAAGGACGUUGUGCAGUUGGCAAAGAAAAGGGUGUCAAGGGA